CUUAUGACCAAAUAGAGUGUUUUUUUUUUGUUAUUGUUGAAAUCAAAAACGGAGUUACGAAACGCUUCAAAAUGCCUCGAGGCGGCAGCUUCCAUGUGAAUUGGCCAUUGGUCGCCGGCCAAGACAGACAUAAUCACAGCCAUGCAGUUGUCAGCGGACGUCAUGGCGACCUCAUCUGGUGCGAAUCUCGACGCGGCAGCAGCUCGCUGCGAUCUCAAUGGAAAUGCAACAACAACAACAACAACAAUAAAGACGUCGUCGACGUCGCCGCGUAAAGAAAAGACAAUACUCGGUUGGCUGGUGAAAAGUGCAAGUGCGAACGAUAAAUCGAACGUUAACGAUAACGAUAACGAUAGACAUAACGAUAACAACAAUCGAGGCAACAACAACAACAGUUGCCACUGUGAAACGCGCGCUUUUCGCGAUUUCCGCGGCGUCCAAACGCUGCGUCUGCUCUGGAGCAAGCGCAUCAGCAGCGCCAGCGAGGAGGCAGCCGCCGCCCAUCAACAGCAACGGGGUCAGGUGCAGGGGCUGGGCACGUUGCGGAAGCUGAACAAGUCGGUUAGCUGUUUGGUGAAUGCGUUUAAUAACGCGCGCGAUUGGCCCAGCCUGACAAACGCGCAUGAAACGCGCGCAAAACGCGCCGCUAGCUUGCACAAUCUGCAAGAGCCGCCGCCGUUGACGUCACCGCAACUCCAACGUGACAAAGAUAAUUUCUACAAGUACAAAAACGCCGAACAGGCCAAAAUGCAAAAUAAGCUGCGACGCGGCAGCGACGCGACUGCAAACGCGAGCGCGACUUUUCCCGCAGUAAAGGCGGGCGGCGCGCCGGGCGAGCGUUUGCAGUGGCCAAAACGUGAGGACAUCGUGAGCAAGUGCAAAACGGAGCGCGAGCGCAGUCUAUCAGAUAAUGAGCAUGACUGCGAGCGGGAGAGGGAGCGGGAGCGGGAGCAGGUGAAUCUUAUCAGCGCUGGACGUGAGCAGGCAGCAGCAGCAGCAGCGGGAACGUCGGCGAUUCGCAUUAGUUUGAGCGCGACGAGCUUCGAUGGCGGCAGCUGCGAGUCGCUGCAGACGGUGAAUUCCAUAAAUUCCAAUACCACGACGAGCACGGCCGCGACUGUGACGUCACGCGCUGCGGGCACGCGUCGCAAAUACAGCUUCAAAACACAUGCGGGCAAAUCAUUCCAUCAGCAUCACACGCCGCGCCGCAUGUCCAGCCACAGCCACAGUCACAGUCACAGCCAGGCCGCAGAGUCAGGCCACGCCUCCGCCUCUGGCUCGGCGUCGGGCGUGGUGCGCCAGCUGACGCAGCAGUUCAAUGAGAUCAUACAGAAGGAUGCCCGCCUGCUGGAGCAGGUGAAGCGCAAGAAUGGCGUCUGGCUGGCGCGUGGCGCCCAUGUCUACAAGAUCGUGGAGAAGCCAGCCGUGCAGCAGGUCCAAUCGGAGCAGGUGCAAUCGGAGCACUCGGAGCAAUCGGUGCGCAGUUCCAUGGUGCAGCGCAACAUCAAGAAGUUCGAGAAGCUGGAGAAGCCAGCGGUGCCGCUCAAGCCGCAGCAGCUGCUGCGCAAGCAUCAGGAGCAAAUGAACCAAAGGCCCAGCACGCUCAGCCUCAGCAAGCAGAUGCGCAGCAAGCGCGCCCGCAGCCAGCAGCAGCAGCGCGAGCAGCGGGAGCAAAAGGAACAGGAGCUGGCGGUGGUGCGCGAGGAGCUGCCCAAGACUCCGGUGGAGCUGCAUGCCAGCACGGACGAAGGUGUGCAAUCGGAUGUGGACGUGGAUGAUGCUACAAAACCAAAGCACGCUGACUCAGCGCUGACUCAGACGCUGCCCGCCGACGAUGAGCUGGAUGAUGCGGACAGCGCGGCGGCGGCAGAGGAGCGGCAGAAGCAGCGCAAGCACAAAUAUGCGACGAUCUACGAGAAGCUGCGCUUCCUGCCCUUCGCCAAAGGCGGCAAGAAAUCCGCAACGCCUUCACCCAUCAAAACAACAGCAGCAGCAACAUCUGAGCAGAAGGAUCCGGAGCAGGAACCGGAGCCGCUGCCGUCGCCCUGCGUGGAGGCGGAUGCCAAGAUCCUGGCCGCACUCGAGGUGCUCGACCAGAAGCUGAAAAUACUCGCGGAGCCGCCGGCCAAAACGGCGGACGGGGAACUGCUGCUGGCGGCCAACGAUGACUUCGAGCAGCGCCUGCUGCCCAACAGCUCGUUCAUCUACCAGGCGUCCAACAAGCAGAUCUCCAACAACCAGCUGCUGCUCAACCAGGCGGUGAACGUGACCCUGGUGAAUGCCAUUGAGGGCGAGCAGAUGAUCAUGGAGCAGAAACAACUGGCCGCCGAGGAAGGGCAGCAGCAGCAGCUGGAGCAGCAGUCGAGGCGGCAGCUGCAGGCCGAGCCGGAGGAGGAGGAGCCCAUGUAUGAGCCCAUCACGCCCACAAUGGAGACCAAGACUGAGCCGCAGGCUUCGAGCCUGUUUAAGUUAACAAGCCAAAUGCUUAAGGAGCCGGACGCACUCCAGCUCCCAGUGGAGGACAUCUAUCAAACUGUGGAGGAGGCAACAGCUGCGCCAGCAACGACAACUCCGGCCACGCCCACAGCCAAUGGCAACUGGCUGGAGGGCUACGAGUCCAUAGCGGGCUCCACGCGGAACAGCAACAGCGAUGACUACGAAGCCUUUGCCACGCCCACAACAACACCAACAACAACAACAACAUUGAGCACUGGCACACUGGGCCGCAAUACGCGCGAUGAGCUGCCGGAGCUGCCCAAGCCGAAGCGCGUGCUGCCCAAGUCGCCCCUAAUCAUGCGACCCGCGCCCGCCAAGCCCGCACAGCCCAGCCGCUUGGCUGGCAAGCCGUGCGCCGGGCCCGCCUCCACGGACGAGGAUGACGAGAACAUCUAUGACACCAUCAAGGGCUGCACGGACGCCAUAUCUUUGAGCUCCAAUUGCUACGAGAGCAUCUCCAACUAUCGCAAGAGCAAGAACUCAGCUGCAAUUGGAGCGGUUGAGGGCGUGGCAGCGGGCGGGGGCGUGGUUGCGGGCGCAACUGCGUCCGGCGUGCAGCUGUCCAGCAGCGGCUCCACGCUGACGCUCGCCUCGGAUCAUCGCACGAACAGUCUCUAUGAAUCCUCGCUAGCUGCAGGCGUGCUCUACGGCAGCGCCAGCGUCGGCUGCCGCAGCUCCUUGGCCAGCAGCGGCGCAGGCAGCGCCGGCAGCAGCGGCAGCGGCGGCGUUGGCGGAGGGGCGGGCAAACAGUGCGACAAACGCUCCUCGAUAGCCGGCUCCAGCGACAACAGCGAUGCCUGGGUGGACAUAUCCGACGGGGAGGCGACGCCAGCAACGGCGGCUGUCACCAGCGAGGCGCAGUUCGUUGUGUUGACCUACAAUUCCAUCUGUUAUCAGUCGAUAAGAUUGGCCGCCUGCUUGGGCAACCCACUCGAUAUUGAGGGUCUCUAA
Molecule: messenger RNA, 3447 nt
Organism: Drosophila novamexicana
Lineage: Eukaryota; Metazoa; Arthropoda; Insecta; Diptera; Drosophilidae
Product: chromatin modification-related protein EAF1-like
Exons: 3
Coding region: 142-3447 (1101 amino acids)
Source: RefSeq, a predicted model, not a curated record